GUAUUAGGUUACGGUAUGUCUCCUGGGUUUGCUGAGCUCCGAAGAGCACUUUGCCCCUGUGCCCGGUGCCCCCAGCAAAUUGUGGCCACAAACAUGCCCCCUGAAGAUCAGGAUGGCUCUGGGGAUGACUCCGACAUCUUCUCUGGCUCAGGUGCAGGUGGUCUGCAAGAUAUCACCUUAUCACAUCAGACCUCCACCUGGAAGGACACGGGGCUCCUGACGGUCAUGCCCACAGCUGCAGAGCCCACCAACACUGAUGGCAUCGCUGCCUCCACCUCCAUCUUGCCGGCUAGAGAGGUGCCUGAGGAGGGAGAGGGGGUGUUACUGGCAGAGGUGGAGCCUGGCUUUACCACCCUGGAGAAGGAGACCACCCACCCACCCAGUGAGACCACGCUGCACCCAGCCACCCACCGAGCAUCAACAGCAAGAGCCACCACCUCCCAGGCACCUGUCACCUCCCAUUCCCACAGGGCCGUUCAGCCUGACCUCCAUGAGACCUCACCUCCGGUAGGACCCGGCCUUCCCGACCCUCACACUCCCAACAUGGAGGACAGAGGUCCUUCUGCCACUGAGAGGGCUGCCGAGGAUGGAGUUGUCACUGAGUUCCCAGCAGGAGAGGGCUCUGGGGAGCAGGACUUCACCUUUGAUGUGUCCGGAGAGAGCACAGUUGGGGCUGCUAUGGAAUUUGACCAGCAGAACGAGCCCCGAGAUGGUCAUGGGGCCACUGGGGCCUCCCAGGGCCUCCUGGAAAGGAAGGAAGUGCUGGGAGGGGUCAUUGCCGGAGGCCUCGUGGGGCUCAUCUUUGCUGUGUGCCUGGUGGGCUUCAUGCUGUACCGGAUGAAGAAGAAGGACGAGGGCAGCUACUCCUUGGAGGAGCCCAAACAAGCCAACGGCGGGGCCUACCAGAAGCCCAGCAAGCAGGAAGAGUUCUACGCCUGACGGGAGCAGUCCUCCCCCUCCCCCUGCCACUCGCUAGGCCCCCACUCGCCUCUUCCGUGAAGAACUGCAGGCCCUCCCCUGCCACCAUGCCACCUCCCAGUGCUCCCUGCCCCUGCAGCCCACUCCCCACGGAGAUCUGGGGCACGGACGUCCUCUGCUUCUCUGACUUCUGCCUGGAGACCAGGGCGCAAGGGCUCUCUGCACCCGACCUUUCCACCUCGGCACCUGGCAUCGCACCGUUCUGACUCAGUUUCUCCAAAGUGGAAUAGCCCCUCCCAAAGCCCAGGUCUGGAGAGAAAAGGGACCCCACCGCUUUGGACUUGGAUAGCCCACUGCAGCUGGAAGAUGCUGUGGCUCUGGGCUGACACAGCUGUAGCACUUAACUGGGAGAGACCAGCAGUCUCGGGGGCGUUUACCACUCACUGGGUGGCCGGGAGAGGAGUCCAGGGCUCCAUCCAAAUUCACUUUGUUUUGUGGGGAGGUCUCAUUUAGGUAUCAACUCGUUUUUGCACAUAUUUCUUCUAGUUCUUUGGUCCGUAGCCCAGUAGACUUUAUUACUUUUGACGUAAGUUAAGUCGAUUUGGUUAUCCCCCAUCUUGCUAAUCUACCAUCAGGAGACAGCAUCAGGGUUAAGGAGACUUUUUUUUUUUUUUUUUUUUUUUUACUAUGAGAACCAAAUCUGGAAGCCUUAGUUUAUGUGUUGUCUCUUGAGUUUGACACUCACGUGUGCAACAGGGUAUGGAAUGUGCUGAGCGGCCCCGUCGGUGGGCCGGCCGGUCCCAGCUGCCAUGGGCAGUCAUGCCUGUGUCCAUGAACUUGGGGCCACAGCCAUGGCCCGGGCUGCUGUGGUGUCGAGGCGCCGAUGUGAGCAUUGAAUCCUGGCGCCUCAGGCUGGGGACGAGAGAGAACUAUGGGGUGGGAGAGGUGGCAAUGGGCCCAAAGAAUGUCCUGCAGGUCACACCCUUCCUUGGAUGCCAUCUCCAGGGACAUUUUCUUCUGGAAGAUAAUGAGAGGGGUCCUGGGCACACCUGGCACUGAGCUGCUCCACGAAGGACCGGGUUCACCUUUGCUUAGCUCCUGUGGCCCUGCCCUGGGCUGGAAUCAGGAAUGUUCCAAAGAGUGAUAGUCUUUUGCUUUUGGCAAAACUCUACUUAAUCCAAUGGGUUUUUCCCUGUACAGUAGAUUUUCCAAAUGUAAUAAACUUUAAUAUAAAGUAGUCACGUGGACUCUGCCGCCUGUGCUUCACUCUGCGCUGGUCCUGUGGAUGUGACCAGACUUUUCUCUAAACAGCAACGAUAUUGGGAGACUAAAAGCUCUGUGCCUUCAUCUUUCUCGCGGGGAGGGAUUCUGGGGCCAGAGUCCCUCUGGUCGGUUUGUUUUUUGUCUUUGCUAAAAUUCUGGAGGUCAGUAGGUUCAGCCAAGGUUACAUAAGGCCUGAUGUAAAUUUGUGUGUUGCCAAGCUCAAAGCGCCAUCCCCUAAAUGGUUAAAGAAGCUGUGACAGCCCCGGCACAGCUUGACCUGAGGCCACUGGCCCCACUGAGGCCUGGAGCCAAGGCCUGCCUCUCAGACACCUUGGACAGGCCUUCUCUCACACCUUAGCUAGGAUCAGAGGCCGCCAGCCUGGGGCUUCUGGGAACUCUUAUACUUGCUUAUUUAAUUUGACAAUGUUCCAGCUGCUCUGUUGGCUGCCUCGAGAGGUGGGGACAUCUGUGACUCAGACGCAUCGCCCAACAAAGGGAACCUGUGCCCUGUGUUCAAUACUGGGACUUUCUGCCUGGAGUGUAUGACUGGACGUGACGGCGGGUGGGGAAAAAGGGGUCUGUGACCGUGCUCAUCUCUGCUGGUCCCCGGGAUGGCACUGAGCCUGUGGCUGGCUGAUCCCAUUCAUGUAAUUUUAAUAAAUGGUACUUGUCGUUCCGGGC
This is a messenger RNA of Pteropus alecto (black flying fox), 2862 nucleotides long. It is a transcript of the gene SDC1, whose product is annotated as syndecan 1. Lineage: Eukaryota; Metazoa; Chordata; Mammalia; Chiroptera; Pteropodidae. Gene Ontology annotation, biological process: cell migration. Gene Ontology annotation, cellular component: cell surface; membrane. Bases 16 to 939 code for a protein of 307 amino acids. The record is from RefSeq and is a predicted model, not a curated record. The transcript is spliced from 5 exons.